GAUGCAAAGCCCAGCAGCAGGCAGAGAAACAAAAAAAAGGAAAACCAAAGACAUUAUGAUUUUGUGAUCACACAUGUAGAUAUCACACAUAUUGAACAGAAAAUGGCAAAAAAUUCGUUCUUUGAAAUGAAAGUUUAAGCAAAGUUUUGAACUUGAAUGGCAGCAUUCACUUUCCUGCUGGGCUAGCUUAGGAAGAAGAGGGAGGCUAGUAGGAGCAAACAUCAUCCAGAUGGGAUGGGACCCAAGAAAAGCACAAUAAUUUAUUACAAAGCCAUGGUGGGAACAUGGGCUGUGAUCCCAAAUGCCCAGACUUGACUGUGACACUAGUUUAUUCGCCCUUUCUGUUUUCUUUAUUUCUUUUUUUUACCUUGUUUUCAGAAAUGUUAUGCAAGUCAGAGAGAGAUUGCUUAGCAUCACCAACCCCAGAUUCCAAGGGCAGAUCAAGGAAAAUAAAAUUAAAAUUAAGGUCUCAGCCAAGGGAGGAACUUGAGAAGAAGCCUACCUCUCUGGACCCAUGACCUAGUUGGUUGCUUUGGUGGUUCCUUCAUGAUGAUUUUGAACUGUUAGUGAUAUUCUUGUUUGCCUGCUCUCAUCAUUUGCAAGAGAUGCUACUGCCCAGUUGCAGCUCGCUUGGACCUUUCACUGUCCACUCUCUUAUGAGUAAUGGUGACAAACAACCAGGAAUCUAGUGCUUUUGCUUCCUAUAGCAGUCAUCCCUCAUGUCAUGACUCAUUUCCACUGCUGAAGAGGAAAAGGAGGAUAAAAGUCGGUGAGGGGAGAAGCAUGUGGGGUUUCUGUUAGUAGCAGACACGAGUAACAUGACCAUACCUUUUUGGAAUCUGUAGUCACAUAACGUAUACAGUACAAGUUGAAUGCUUCAGGGUCUCCAUUGAAGCUCUGCUCCUUCCGAGCUACAAUUUUACUCUGCAAGAAGCUCUGGUGACUGGUCUCUGGUUUUGAGCUGCAAAAUUUUCCCAAUCAAAUUCUAAAGGAGAGGAAGAAAACUUCUGACGUCUGAGUAAUGGAAGAAAAAGUGGUCUCCAAUUCAUAUGCAUUUGUCUCUGAAGAGAAGAGUGAUAGUUUGUAUCCUAUGUAUUUUGGUGUUUCUUGUGCUUUCUUUGCUCUACGGCUCCUGUCAAUACCUGAUAUGCAAGAUGAGAGGUUGUCUGAAGUACGCGAGAAAAUGCUUCGAGGAAGUGCGCAACUGUUGGGAUUGCUUGUAUGGAGAGUUCAGAAAGACGGAAGAAGUGCGCAAUAUUAUGAACUUCUCCAUAAGCUUGAGACUGCUGAAAUAGAAAUUGGAGGGUUGAAGAGACUGAGGCAUGAAGAUGCAAAAGCCAAUGAGAAAGUUGUGAGCAUCUUUGCUGCACAGGAGCAAUGCUGGUUAAAUGAAAGGAAGAAAUUGCGGCAGCAUAUUGGGGCUCUAAUAAAUGCAUUUAAGGUUCGUGAGAAAAAGGAGGAUGAAACAAUUUCUGACAUGAAUGAUAAAAUGAAGGAUAUGGAGCUUUUGGUGCAAUCUAAGGACAAGGCAUUUGGGGAACUGGAGCAGAAGUUGAAAGAAACAGAAGAGAAGCUAACAAAGGCUGAAAGUGUUGCAGAAGAAUUGAGAGAAAAUGCUCAGCGUGCAGCCCAAGAGCAUUCUUCUGAGCUUUUGAAGCACAAAACUGCAUUUUUUGAGCUUGUGUCAAACCAACGGCGGCUUGAUGCUGAUAUGGGUCGAGCACUUAGGCAAGUUGAAGCUUCUAAGCGGGAGAUAAAUGUAGUCUUGGAUCAAAAGGAGGAGUCAGUUGUGAUGGUUCAAAAACUAUCUGCGGAGAUUGUAAAGAUGCAUAAGGAUUUGGAACAGAAAGACAAGAUUUUGUCAGCAAUGCUUAGAAAAUCCAAGUUAGAUACAACAGAGAAGCACAUGCUUCUAAAGGAGAUUAAAUUAUCAAAGGCGAAGAGGAAGCAAGCUGAGCUUGAAACAGAACGAUGGAAGGUAGUCUCUGAGUCUAGACAUGAGAAGCAUUCAUUGAGAAGUAUGUUGGAAAAAGCAAAUUCUAGGUUUGAGAUUGCUAUAAAUGAAAGAGGGGCGAAUUCUAGUGCAACAGGUGCAUCCCAUUUACACAUUGUAAAGACCAUACCACAGCCAGCUGAUGCUCUUCUUGGGUAUGAACAUUCUGAGAUUAGAAAUGAAUCUGAUGGAUACUCGUUUGAGGCAAAGAAGGACCUGGCUGAUAUUAAGCAGUUGGAAGGUUGGGUUCGCUCAGAAGCAGAGAGGUAUGCAGCUGUAAUUGAGCAAAGGCAUCACCUAGAAAUGGAUGCUUUUGUAGAGCAAUUAAGACUCAAAGAUGAGAAAUUACAAACUUAUCGAUGGCGCUUGCUGAGCAUGGAAUUAGAAUCAAAGCGGCUAGAGUCCCAUGUCGAGGGACUGAACAAAGAUAUGGCACAUCUCAGACAUAAUAAAAUGAAAUUGGAAGCCUUGCUAUUGGAACGGGAAGAAGAAUUAACUUCCCUGAAAGAGCAGAACACAAAGAGAACUUUGAUGGAACAAUCUCAAGAGCAAGACAUUAAGGAAGAAGAGGAAACCCCAUCUUCUAGCCAGUGUAAAGCUGUAAUUUUGAAGAUACAAUCUCCUGACGAAGAGUUUGAAGUAGAUAAGGAUGUUGCCUAUGAAGGAACAAAUCAAGAGGGAAGUGAAAGUUCAGUGGCAGUUAAUGGCACUGAAAAGUUGGCAUCACCAACGCAUGCCUCAAGUACAAAUAAUUCUCUGUGGAGGAUGGAUCUUCAAGCUCUUGGAGUUUCUUACAAGAUCAAGAGGCUGAAGCAACAACUUCUUAUGCUAGAAAGAUUUACAGGAAAGCACGAAGGUGCUGAAGAUCAUACAGAAAGCAAUGAUGAUGGGCAAAGUGGGAUUAAAGGUUUUCUUUUGCUAAUGUCCCUGCUGAAUAAACAAGUCGGCCGGUACCAGUCUUUCCAAGGGAAGGUUGAUGACCUCUGCCACAGGAUGCAUGACAAUGGUUUAGAUCAAAAUGGUAGACGUGGAGAUUCUGAUACUGCAAGAACAAAAGACAAGACUAAAACACUAGAGCACUUUCUUGACGAAACAUUUCAGCUGCAGAGAUAUAUGGUUGCAACAGGCCAGAAACUAAUGGAAAUUCAACCCAAGAUUGCUUCUGGACUUGUUGGUGUUGCUGAAGAGCUAGAAACAUGUGCCAGCUUUGACAUGAAUCGCUUCACCGACUUUAUUAGAACACUCUUCCAGGAAGUUCAAAGAGGUCUAGAGGUUCGGAUAGCUCGAAUUAUUGGAGACCUUGAGGGGACCUUGGCUUGUGAUGGGAUGAUACAGUUGAGGAGGUUAUGAUGAAAAACCAUAAGAUGAGGUUCAAUUAAUAACGGUAGUUUCGACUGAUUUAUAUACUCAGAUAUGUAUAGGGCUGGCUAUAGGCAAAUAACGUAUAUAAUUUUAAUGCAGAAGAAAUGCCAUGAGUUCAACUUUUA
Molecule: messenger RNA, 3480 nt
Organism: Prunus dulcis (almond)
Lineage: Eukaryota; Viridiplantae; Streptophyta; Magnoliopsida; Rosales; Rosaceae
Product: golgin subfamily A member 6-like protein 22
Exons: 7
Coding region: 1022-3343 (773 amino acids)
Source: RefSeq, a predicted model, not a curated record